This is a messenger RNA of Erythranthe guttata (spotted monkey flower), 2329 nucleotides long. Its product is annotated as plant/protein (DUF789). The record is from RefSeq and is a predicted model, not a curated record. NCBI's taxonomy places the organism in Eukaryota, Viridiplantae, Streptophyta, Magnoliopsida, Lamiales, Phrymaceae.
UCACUUGUGUUUGUUUGGCGUUAACGAGUCGUCUCAAAAUCAAUUUUCUCUCUCACACAGCACACGUAGUAGGCGCACACACACAACACACGUACGUACGUACACACACGCGUUUGAGCAACUACUCUUGAAUUGAUGACCAGAAUUGUUGCGCGUUCAAAGUUUGAUGUAUCAAAACAAACACCCCCACAAUACAAUCUGUUGUAGCGGGGCGGCUGUUUUUGCUUUUUCUAGAAAAAAAUAAAGCUGAUUCCCUUUUUAUUAGAGAGAGAGAAUCUGUUACAAUUCUAGAGAGAGAAAGAGAGAACAAAAUGAAUCACUUAUUACAAUUUUUUUUCAUUUUCUUUUUUGUUUAAUUUCUCAUAGCGUGAUUCCAACGUUGCUUGUCUGAACCUUUUCCCUUUGCCCAAAAACAACUUCUCUCUCAUGUUUCGCUUUCUCUCUCUCUCUCUCUCACACACAUAACACACACACACACAAACACACACAGAAAAGCGUAAUUGCUGGGUUAUCUUGGAAUUUCGGAAACAGGGUGCAUGUCAUUUUCGCGGGGAGGGGUAAAUGGGUAAAUUAAAAAGAAUGUUCUUUCCUUUGUGUAACUUGGCUUUAUUUUUAUGAUUAGUAUUUUGGCUCUCUUUAUUUGUGGGCGAGAGAUAGAGAGAGAGAAUUUGGGGGGUUUUGGCCGGGAAAGAGAAAAUCCGGUCUUGGUCCGGUUUUUGCGGUGAUAAAAAACAAAACCCAUGAGUAAUGAAAUUUUUUAAGAGAAAAUUAGAAAUUGAUUUUUGAUAAAAAAGACUCGUGGUGGUUUUUGCCAAUGUUUUUGUCCAAACGUCAAACUAUAGCAAUACCUCUUUUAUUUCCUCUUUCCAUUUCUCUCUCUCUCUUCUCUCUCUCUCUCAUAAAAGAGAGAAAAUCCCGUCAAUCUCUCUCUUCCUCUCCCUCAUAAAUUUCCUCCUCUGUUUUUCCCCUCCUCUUUUCUUCCUUUCUUUCUUCUGGGCUUUGCUUUGAUUCUCUGUUUUCAAAAAAAAAAAAAAAAAAAGAGUUGGGGGAGAGAAUCAGAGUAAACUGUUCAUCUCCCUCCCUCUCUCUCUCCUCUUUUCUUCUCUCUCUAGAAAAAAUUAAGAAAAUGGUAUCAAUGAGGACAAACCUUGAAAGCUUCUUGGGUUGCACAACACCCGUGGUCCCAUCUCAAUUCCUUUCCAAGAGCGAGACGAAGAAGCUGAAUAGGCUAUGGCAUCCAUGGGAAAGAGAAAAAGUAGAUUACUUUGUACUUUCUGAUCUUUGGAAUAGCUUUGAUGAAUUAAGUGCUUAUGGCGCCGGCGUUCCGAUCAUCUCCGACAACGGUCAAAACUUAAUCCAAUAUUUCGUCCCUUAUCUCUCUGCUCUCCAAAUUUUCACCAGCAAUUCUUCUCUUACCUGUUUAAGGGAAGAGACAGAGUCUGUAAUAAGCGAAACAAGGGGGGAUUCGUAUAGCGAUUCGUUCAGCGACGAAAGCGAGAGCGAAAAGUUAUCGAGGUGGGACGGAUGUUCGUCUGAGGAAGGAGAUAGCUUUUGGCAUCCGAACGAAAGAUUGGGUAAUCUUUACUUUCAAUACUUUGAAAGAUCAUCUCCUUAUGGAAGGGUUCCUCUUAGCGACAAGAUUAGUAGCUUAUCGCAAAGAUACCCGGGAUUAAUGUCAUUGCGAAGUGUAGAUCUCUCGCCUGCUAGUUGGAUGGCUGUCGCCUGGUACCCUAUCUAUCACAUUCCGAAGGGUCAAACCAUUAAAGACUUGCAAACAUGCUUCCUUACUUACCACACCAUUUCUUCUUCUUUUCAAGAUGUGGACGAGAUUGAAGAGGAGGUGGAAAUGAAAGAAAAGGAAGGGGAAAGAAUAGCGGUCCCACCGUUUGGUAUGGCGACGUAUAAGAUGCAAGGUGAUAUUUGGUUAUCGGAAAACAAGAAGGGUACCGACGAUAGAGAGAGGAUAGUGUCUCUAUUGAGUGUGGCCGAUUCUUGGCUUAAGCAAUUACGAGUCCAGCAUCACGACUUCAAUUACUUCAUAGGAAAUCGCCAUCCUUAAAAAACAAAACAACCCCAUCACAACAUGUUUAAUCAAGACUUGUACAAAAUCGGAGUUUAACUUGUGUUUUUUUUUUUUUUUUUUUCCCGAUAGUUUUAGCAUAAGUGAGACUAUAAAUCGCGACGUUGGUUUUUGCGAGUUAUAUGAAAGGAGAGGGAAGUCCUUGGGGGAUGUUUGUUUAACUGUGGACUAGUUGUUGUGCAAUUGAACAAUGUUUUUCGGGCUUUUGCGCAUUUUCUUUUACUAUAGUAAAUUUUCGCUACUUUUUUU